AUGACGACUCGAAUAGCUCCGGGAGUCGGAGCUAAUCUUCUGGGCCAACACUCCGCCGAGAGGAACCAAGACGCUACUGUUUACGUCGGCGGUCUCGAUCCCCAGCUUUCUGAAGAAUUGCUUUGGGAAUUGUUCGUACAAGCCGGUCCCGUUGUUAACGUCUAUGUCCCGAAAGAUAGGGUGACAAAUCUUCAUCAAGGUUAUGGAUUCAUUGAGUUCCGCAGCGAGGAAGAUGCUGACUAUGCAAUUAAGGUUCUUAACAUGAUUAAGCUCCAUGGAAAGCCUAUACGCGUUAACAAGGCGUCUCAAGAUAAGAAGAGCUUGGAUGUUGGUGCUAACCUUUUCAUUGGAAACCUUGACCCUGAUGUGGAUGAGAAGCUCUUGUAUGAUACUUUCAGCGCAUUUGGUGUGAUUGCUUCUAAUCCUAAGAUAAUGAGAGAUCCUGAUACUGGAAACUCACGAGGUUUCGGUUUCAUAAGCUAUGACUCCUUCGAGGCAUCUGAUGCUGCUAUUGAGGCAAUGACUGGACAAUAUCUCUGUAAUCGUCAAAUAACAGUCUCUUACGCAUACAAGAAAGACACUAAAGGAGAGCGACAUGGUACUCCUGCAGAGAGGCUUUUGGCUGCCACAAAUCCAAGUGCUCAGAAAAGCAGACCCCAUACGCUAUUCGCGACCGGCCCACCAACAGCACCUCAAGCUAAUGGUAUACCACGUCCGUUUGCCAACGGCGGCAUGCAGCCUGUUCCGAUCCCGGUCCCUCGUCCAACACCACCACCGCCUCCACAACUCUACCAAACUCAGCCACCAUCUUGGCCAUCUCAGCCGCAACAACAGCAACAACAACACGGCUUACCUCCCCAAGGAAUGCAGUUCCGUCCUCAGGGAAUGCCGCCGCCUCCACCUCCACAGUUUCUUCACCACCAACAAGGUUUCGGCGGUCCAAGGCCACCACCACCACCUCAAGCCAUGGGAAUGCACCAACAUGGGUGGCCGCCGCAACACAUGCAGCAAGGUGGACCACCGCCGCCACAACACAUGCAGCAAGGUGGACCACCGCCGCCACAACAACCUAUGCACCACCAUCAUCACAUGUCUAUGCCUCCACCACCACCACCACAACACCAAGGCUGA
This is a messenger RNA of Thlaspi arvense, 1131 nucleotides long. The record is from the annotation of a GenBank genome assembly. NCBI's taxonomy places the organism in Eukaryota, Viridiplantae, Streptophyta, Magnoliopsida, Brassicales, Brassicaceae.